UGCUGACUACAUUUUAUACCAAGUUCACCUGAAAAGAUUCGGACUCAUCCCAUGGCUGUGCUAGACUAGUGUGACUGCCAGAACUCAAAUGUUCGUAUUAGACUGAACUUUACCACCACAGAUGUAAAAUCCAUAGAAUUUAAACAGUUGACAGGGCAAGUAAAAGUGAGAUUUAUUAAAUAAUAUCAUAAUGUUUCUGGGUAAAAGGCCUUUUCUUCUUUUUGAGAAUUUGUAAUAUCUGUCACAUUUUCACUUCAUGUAUGUUUUAAUCAGAGAAGCAUGAUCAGUGGGGACUGUUACAUAUACACAUUAUAUAUAAAAAAACAAAAGCUGAGUGGUCUAAAAAUUUAAAUUUAGUUAAAUUAUAGCUCCAAAUAUAUCGUUUUAUUACAAAAUGUCGGGUCUUGUGCCAAUUGGCUUGACCAUAAUUUAGUCAAGUUAUCUUCCAUCUUUUCCCAAAACUUCAAACUUUAUUUGUCACAAUCAAACUAUAACAAUCUGUUGGGCCUUGGUCAAUCUACCCCAGGGCCUCUAGUACUACACAUCUGACAAUUGCUCCUAUGCCGUUCCUGUUUCAUUGUUUAUAAUAAUAACUGUAUUUAAUAAUGAAUUCCUCAGGACACUGCUUAAUUAAGAAGCAUAUGUUACUAAUGAAUACUUCAUUGCACAAGGGUCAAAUGUCCUGGGAUACUUUUAGUUCGUUAGGGCCUUGUGCUUCUCUAAGCUUUCUCUCUGUUCAUGUUUGAUUUAGCGGGUGUUGAAAGACAGCUGCUACCGGGAAUGAGACAAGAUGUUUGUUACGUUUCUAUUUGUAUCAAGACGUGUGAACUGAUUGAAGCUUUUAUUAGAGAGUUUGCAUAUGACAAUAACAUAAAAUCUUAUUGUCAUAUGCAAAAGAAUGAAAGGAGUGACCACUCCUUGAAAUUAAUUACCUUGGAUACUCCAAGUCCCACCACACUCCCAGAAAACAUUGGCUUCAUUUAUGGGUCUCAGUUUUUGUUUUUGUUUUGUUAAAUCCAUCCAUGUCUUUUCAAUUAGACACAGUAAAAGGCCCCAUAGUUCCAAAAAAGUGCUCUUUGGAACAGGGCCAGUUCAUUGCUAGGAGAUACCCAAGAACUAAAGUAUUGAGAGAGGGGGGGUUUAGGGCCAGGCUAUUAAUUAUUGAGCCAAUGAAGGGGCUGGCCAUAGUUGAACUUGCUAAAUCUGGGACUGGGAGAAAAGCAGCCAUACCGCAGUCACGCUGGAGCUGAGGGGAACUAGACCACUUCAAGAGGGGUAUCUAUGAGAUUGAUCUCAUCCAGUUGGUAGUGCUUUGAGCAACAUUUGGCGUUGCCUAACUGAACUGACUGCUAACAGAAGUCAAGAUGUUUGCGGUGCACUUGCUCUCGUUCUAUUUCUCCAAGCUGCAGGAGGACCAGAUCAAGAAGGUGGACCGCUUCCUGUAUGCCAUGCGGCUCUCUGAUGAACAGCUAAUGGAUAUUUCCGCUCGCUUUCACGCGGAGAUGGAAAAAGGCCUGUCCAGUGAAAGCAACGCCACAGCGGCAGUGAAGAUGCUGCCCACGCAUGUCUUCUCAACCCCUGACGGAUCAGAGGAGGGGGAGUUCCUGGCCUUGGAUCUGGGUGGCUCCAAGUUCAAAGUGCUCCGGGUGAAGGUGUCUGACAAUGGGAAGAGGUCGGUGGAGAUGGAGAGCGAGACCUACCCUAUCCCAGAUGAAGUCAUGAAUGGUCGUGGGACAGACCUGUUUGUCCAUGUCGCUGAGUCUCUGAAAGACUUCAUACAAAGGAAGCACAUCAACCAGAAGAGAAAACCUUUGGGCUUUACCUUUUCCUUCCCUUGUGGACAGUCCAAAGUUGAUGAGGGAGUGCUGUUGUCAUGGUCCAAGAACUACAAGGCCAGAGGUGUCGUUGGGACCAAUGUGGUGGAGUCCCUGAGACAUGCUAUCGACAGUGUUGGGGAAGUGGACGUAGACGUCCUGGCCCUUGUUAAUGACACAGUAGGGACCAUGAUGACCUGUGGCUACGACGACCAGCAUUGUGAAGUGGGGGUCAUCGUAGGCACAGGUACUAACGCCUGUUACAUGGAGGAGAUGAGACAUAUCGACCUGGUGGAGGGAGACGAGGGCAGGAUGUGUAUCAACACUGAGUGGGGGGCCUUCGGGGACGAUGGGGCGCUCGAUGACUUCAUCACGCAAUUUGACCGAGAGAUUGACGCCGCCUCCACCAACCCUGGGAAGCAACUGUUUGAGAAGAUGGUGAGUGGGAUGUACAUGGGGGAGAUGGUGAGACUCAUUCUGUUGAAGAUGGCCAAGGAGGGACUACUGUUUGACGGCAAAGUUUCAGACGCUCUACGCACCAAAGGGAAAUUUCACACCAAACACAUCACUUUAAUCGAACAGUACAAAGAAGGGCUUAAGAACACCAAGGACAUCCUGUUGGAGCUUGGCCUGUCGCCCUCAGAAGAUGACUGCGUCGCCGUCCAACACGUCUGCACCAUCGUGUCCUUCAGGUCAGCCAACCUCUGUGCUGCGGCACUGGCUGCCGUACUCAACCGCGUCCGGCGGAGCAGGAAGCUGAAGAGGCUACGGAUCACCGUCGGGGUCGACGGGACCGUGUACCGAAUGCACCCGCAAUAUCCCAAGAGGCUGCACAAGGUGGUGCGUCGGUUGGUGCCCGAGUGCCACGUGCGCUUUGUGCUGUCGGAGAGUGGCAGCAGCAAGGGGGCUGCCAUGGUAACAGCGGUGGCUCAGAGACGGGCGGCCCAGAGGAAGGAGAUUGACGACACGCUGGCACUCCUCAGCCUGAGCCCGGAGAACCUGCAGCAGGUCAGGGACCAGAUGAGAGUGGAGCUGGAGAGGGGCCUUAGGAAGGAUUCCCACAGCACGGCCUGUGUUAAAAUGCUGCCCUCCUUCGUGUACAGAACACCCAACGGGACAGAGCGAGGAAAGUUCUUGGCUCUGGACCUGGGAGGAACUAACUUCCGGGUGCUGGUGGUGAAGAUCCGGAGUGGAAUAAGGAAGUCUGUCCGCAUGUACAACAAGAUCUACUCCAUCCCGCUGGAGAUCAUGCAAGGUACAGGAGAGGAGCUCUUCGACCACAUUGUUCAGUGCAUCUCGGAUUUCCUUGACUACAUGGGGAUGAAGAAUACCCGUCUUCCGCUUGGUUUCACAUUCUCUUUCCCCUGCAGACAGACUGGAAUCGAUAAGGGAAGUUUGGUUAGCUGGACCAAGGGGUUCAAAGCUACGGACUGUGAAGGAAAUGAUGUUGUAGACAUGCUGCGAGAGGCUAUCAAAAGGAGGAAUGAAUUUGAUCUUGACAUUGUUGCUGUGGUGAAUGACACAGUGGGUACAAUGAUGACAUGUGCAUAUGAAGACCCCAAGUGUGAAAUAGGACUCAUAGCUGGGACGGGAAGUAAUGUGUGUUACAUGGAGGAGAUGAGGAACAUUGAGACGGUGGAGGGAGACGAGGGAAGGAUGUGUAUCAACACCGAGUGGGGGGGUUUUGGGGAGAAUGACUGCAUGGAGAACAUUCGGACCAGGUUUGACAGAGAAGUGGACGAGGGCUCACUGAACAAGGGCAAACAGAGGUUUGAGAAGAUGACCAGUGGCAUGUACCUAGGAGAGAUCGUGAGGCAGAUCCUUAUUGACCUAACCAGUCGAGGCCUUCUAUUCCGAGGCCGCAUCACAGAGCCUCUAAAAACCAGGGGGAUCUUUGAAACCAAGUUCCUGUCCCAGAUUGAGAGCGACAGAUUGGCACUGCUUCAGGUGAGGUCCAUCCUGCAACACCUGGGUCUGGACAGCACGUGUGACGACAGCAUCAUCGUCAAGGAGGUGUGUGGCGUCGUGUCUCGCCGGGCGGCUCAGCUCUGUGGGGCCGGAAUGGCCGCUGUCGUCGAUAAAAUCCGGGAGAACCGCGGGCUGAGCCACCUGCAAAUCACUGUGGGGGUGGACGGAACACUCUACAAACUGCAUCCACAUUUCUCAGGAAUCCUCCAGAACACAGUCAAGACUCUGGCACCAGAGUGCGAUGUGGAGUUUGUCCUAUCAGAGGAUGGCAGUGGGAAAGGGGCUGCUCUCAUUACAGCUGUGGCACGUAGACAGAAGACCAAGAGGAACGGGUUGGGUUCUAAUUGAGAACGGCCGGUACCGGGUGCCAGGCUAGGACAGUAGUGGGCGUUGCCCAGAGCCGAGGGGGAGUUGGCGGAAUGGAAUGGAUCUGACUGGAAUGUCAUAACAACACUAUUCAACAUUGUGAUUAUCUGGUGGGUGAAGACUGAAGGAGUGAAGCCUUAUCACAUUGUAUUACAAUGCUUUUUUAAUUUAUUAAAUCACCAGGACCAAUUCCACUGAAAAUGUACUAAUUUGUAUAUCUUUAAAAAAAAAUUAAAAUGCAUUCAAUAAAAAAAGAAU
Messenger RNA from Esox lucius (northern pike), 4406 nucleotides. RefSeq names its product hexokinase domain containing 1 (gene hkdc1). Gene Ontology annotation, cellular component: mitochondrion; cytosol. The transcript is spliced from 19 exons. The coding region runs from base 1365 to 4130 and encodes 921 amino acids. Gene Ontology annotation, biological process: glycolytic process; intracellular glucose homeostasis; glucose 6-phosphate metabolic process. Gene Ontology annotation, molecular function: fructokinase activity; mannokinase activity; ATP binding. NCBI's taxonomy places the organism in Eukaryota, Metazoa, Chordata, Actinopteri, Esociformes, Esocidae. The record is from RefSeq and is a predicted model, not a curated record.